AUGGCCCUCCCAAAGCGCAUCGUGAAGGAAACAGAACGCCUGAUGGCCGAACCAGUCCCCGGAAUCAGUGCUGUGCCUCACGAAGACAACCUGCGGUACUUUGACGUCGAGAUCCACGGUCCCGCAUCCUCACCCUACGAAGGCGGCAUUUUCAAGCUGGAGCUCUUCCUCCCAGACGACUAUCCCAUGACUCCUCCCAAGAUUCGAUUCCUCACCAAGAUCUUUCACCCAAACGUGGACAAGCUGGGUCGCAUUUGUCUAGAUGUGCUUAAGAAUAACUGGUCGCCUGCGCUGCAGAUUCGGACGAUCCUGCUUUCCAUCCAGGCCCUUCUCGGUGCUCCCAACCCCGAUGAUCCCCUCGCUCCCGACGUUGCCAAGAGCUGGAAAGAAGACGAAGCUGCUGCCAUCGCGACGGCGAAGGAGUGGACCCAGAAGUAUGCAAAGGCAUAG
This is a messenger RNA of Trichoderma gamsii, 450 nucleotides long. Its product is annotated as ubiquitin-conjugating enzyme. NCBI's taxonomy places the organism in Eukaryota, Fungi, Ascomycota, Sordariomycetes, Hypocreales, Hypocreaceae. Bases 1 to 450 code for a protein of 149 amino acids. The record is from RefSeq and is a predicted model, not a curated record. The transcript has 4 exons.